Messenger RNA from Daphnia pulex (common water flea), 1887 nucleotides. RefSeq lists its product as uncharacterized. NCBI's taxonomy places the organism in Eukaryota, Metazoa, Arthropoda, Branchiopoda, Diplostraca, Daphniidae. The record is from RefSeq and is a predicted model, not a curated record. The coding region runs from base 135 to 1412 and encodes 425 amino acids. The transcript is spliced from 2 exons.
ACGGCUUCAUUGCGCUCCGGUUCUUAUCAGUGGGAUUCGGGACUUGACUUAAUAAGCAUCGUCUCUUUAUUUCGUAUUGGCAAACAACAAUCGGUGGGUAAAGUGCAAGAAACCUAUACGCUCAGAGUAUCGACAUGAGAACUUGUGGAAUUGUCAAGUUUUUUACCGCGGUUCUGUUGAUUAUUGUCCCAAUAGUCAGCGGCGAUCACGGCUUCCAAGAUUACCAGUUGAAAAUCGGAUAUGGCAUCAAAGAAUUCCGUGCACUCAAAUGGCUGAACAAAAUUAUAGGAUUAGAUAGGGGGGACACGGACCCACCAGCACCUCAGUUCCCACCAAUCAAGAUUCACGGGAAUCCGUUCGUGGUUCCCCCAUCGCCUAUCAUCGCUCCAAUUGAAAAUCCAUCGCCAUCUCAUAAUCCGCCUGAACACAAAAACAUCCAGACGGAACAAAUAAUUGCCGAGGCUCCGCAAGUAGCAAACCAGAAUUAUUCUUCCGCACUGCAGCAGUCACCAACUUCGUCAAAAUCUUCACUGGUCGACUCGACGGGAACGUCAUCGCCUUCCUUUUCAGGCUCAAGGCACAGCUACAAAGAUUACCUUCACAUGAAAUGGUUUCACGGUUCACCAAAAGCCACCUACUUUAACGAGAAUCCAGUUCCAUCAACAGAACGACAACCAGACAGCAAAUCAGAACAAGUCAAUCAACAUGAAGAAGCAGACGACUUGGAGGAUAAUUUUUCUACAAAAGAGCAGCAGCCUGCGUUAUUUUCUUUAUCGGCUGAUUCGAUCCUUUCGAGAAUGUUCAACACAAUUAAGCGGACUCUGGCCGUUCCAAGAAUACAGAAAGAAGAUAUCGGACCACUCAAGUUCUACGACGAACCUCCCAAGCCGCAAUUCUUUUCUGUUGUACCAGUCAUCUAUCCUUCGCCUUACAAUCCACCACAAUCGGCUCCUCCCACGCAACCGGAUCAAGUAUUGGACUUCUUUCAACCGCCCAACUCUCAUCUAGAAAACAAUUCUUCGGUAUCAGCCUACAAUCCAGCAUUGAACAGUCAGCCAAAACAAGAAUUGGAUGCAUCACUAACGGUAGCAGCAACGACUUUUAAACCAUCGAUUCUGGGUUAUGGUCUGUCAGAAACGCUCGAAGAAACAUCUACCAGAGCACCGGAACUGGCCUAUGACCUGUCGAUUCCUGCUGAUAAUCAACCAGCUGAACCCUCUUCCAACGUGCCGGAUAACAGCCAGCCACAAACGACAAUUAGCUCUGUAGAACGGACUAACGUUCCAUUACAAACGGCUUACACCAACCCAGUAAAACGAUCAUCGAUUGACACUCCAGUACAAUCAUCAGAAGAACCAGACUAUAACGCUUUUUUACUUGCUUAUAAACCCCAAGUUCCAACCUACGCAUAGACUUGUCCAGAAAACACUCUCGCAAUAAUUAUUUAGUUGUAAACUUGCUAUUAUUUCUCUAUUGGCCAAGUAAGUCUAUGUUCCUAUUUCGUAAUUUUUUGCGAUCGAUAUUAUAGUAGAAAAAAUUAAAAAUCGAUUCAAAAUAUUUUUAGAGAUACUUACUUAGUGGUUUUCUUCUUAUUUGUACCUUAAAGUGUUAUUUAACAUCAUUAUUUAAUCAUAUUGAUCCGAGGUCCAUCAGCGAGUUGGUUUUUGCAAUGAAAGAACUUUUGCGUCAUGGAUUGAUGAUGUUGUUUUUCACUUCUCUAUUUGUAACGGUUAUAGUUUCAAUUCCAAUUUUAUUUCCACGCAUUAAUUUAUAGUCGAACACUAAAAUCUGUUGUCUUCUGAACAUUUAAUUUAACCUGAUGUAAAAAUAUUAUCGCUUUUUCUGUUAACGGUUUGCGAACGAAAAAUACAAGUAUAAAAAAAAUCA